Bicyclus anynana (squinting bush brown) is the source of this 2212-nucleotide messenger RNA. Its product is annotated as putative carbonic anhydrase 3. Gene Ontology annotation, molecular function: zinc ion binding; carbonate dehydratase activity. The transcript is spliced from 7 exons. The record is from RefSeq and is a predicted model, not a curated record. The coding region runs from base 153 to 1136 and encodes 327 amino acids. Gene Ontology annotation, cellular component: cytoplasm. NCBI's taxonomy places the organism in Eukaryota, Metazoa, Arthropoda, Insecta, Lepidoptera, Nymphalidae.
GCAUUGCUCACGCCAGUGUAGUGUCUCGCCUCAGCCGCGCUGACGUUUGGCGAGCUAUUCGUUAGUCAUGAACGUUUCGUUUACGAUUGAAUAAUACCUGUGCCUCGAGAAAAUUUAGCGCCAAAAAAGAUUUUGACUUUUAAAGUGUCGUUAUGUGGUUGUUUAUACAGAUAAUGGGUGCUCUUGCGCUAUUUCACGCACCCGAGCUGGCCUAUGGUGAAGAUUUUGGCUAUGACGGAGAUUUAGGGCCAAGAUAUUGGGGUGACAGGUACCAGGAAUGCAGAGGCAAACACCAAAGUCCAAUCAACAUAAACAUUUUGCGGGUAAAGCAAGUCGCGCUGCCCGAUAUCACGUUCAUCGGCUUCGAUGACCCCAUAGAUGAUGUGCAUGUCACCAACAAUGGACAUACAGUUCUAAUCGAAGUGGAAAACGAGCCCCAUCCACGAGUUAGUGGGGGUCCUCUCGACGGCAGCUACGUGUUCAGUCAGAUGCAUUUCCACUGGGGCGACAAUGAUACUUUUGGUUCGGAGGAUAAAAUUAACCAUAGAAGUUUCGCAAUGGAGUUGCACAUGGUGUUUUACAAGGAACACUACAGAUCGAUCCAACAAGCGGUGAAACAUUCCGAUGGUUUAACGGUCCUUGCAUUCUUUUACGAGUUAGACCGUCACAAGCAUCCCGCCUACGACGACAUGACGUCAGCGCUUCAGAACGUGACCGACCCGCACUCCAGUGUGGUGAUGAGCAACCCCUUCUCCUUCCUCAACAUCCUCCCGCUGGACCUGCGGCGAUAUUUCACCUACCGAGGCUCCUUGACCACGCCUCCUUGCUCCGAAGUGGUGAUAUGGCUAGACUUCGAACAGCCAAUACGGCUGGCGCAUGAUCAGAUCGAGGCAUUCAGGGAACUGCGUUCGGCGAAUGGAAAAAUUACACACAACUUUCGACCGAUACAACCGAUCGGCGACCGCGUAGUGUUCUACAACGUCGACAAUAAUUACUUUGCGUAUAACGAAAUUGAUGACCCCGACGAAUCCGGACCUGGAAGUACCAGAAAACGGGGAAAAAAUUGUAGCCAUAAGAUUAGGUUAAGCUUUCUAACUUAUGUAUUUAUAUUAAUAGGUAGCUAUAUUAGGACAUGAUGGAAAGUUAAAAAUGUUGGAAAAAGUAGAAACAAAUUAAAUUAGUUUGUUGAAAGGAAAUUAGCAACAAAUAUUAGGAAAGCUCGCACAUUGUAUUUUACUAAGUUUGAAUUUUUGAUUGAAACUAAAUUAGAUAGCAAAAAAGACGUUAUAUAUUAAUAAUACUUAAUAAUAAAGUGAUUUGAUGGUAUUUGUAUCUAGUGCCAAAAAAAAUGUGAAUAUUAAAAUUAAUGCUAAUAAUUUAGAAGUAAUUUAUUAGCUAAAUUAACGAAACUAUGAUUCUAAAUUCUAGUAGGCUAUCAAUUUAUUUAAUUAAUAACAAGCUUAUAGAAGAAACAAAAAUAUAUCACAGAGGAAACAUACCAUAAUGCCGUAGAUUUGUAAAACAAUAGACAGUGUGUAGUCGCAGUAUUCGUAAACCGUUUUAAGUGCCCCUGAAAUGGGAGCCCUUGACGCAUCGCUACGCUACAAUAAGUACACUUGUCUGCGUGUCAGCGAGUGUAAUUAGCUUAGAUCUUACGCUCACAUAGUCACAGAAGUGGCUUACGUUUGGAGUGAAAAAUUGUUGUGUUGCAGGUCUAUAGGUUAUGAGUCUAAGCUUUAGACUCUCUUUAAUGGCCAAGACUAUUCAAUAUAAAUAGAUUUUUGGUUCAAGCUACAUAUACAAGCUAUUAAUACAUUUUUACUUAGUUUUGUGUAAAUAUUAAAAAUUUAAAUAUCCAUUUCCAGUCAAUUGAAAUAACAUGAACAAUAUUUCAUUUUCCCUUCUGAGUAAAUGUGAAGUCUGUGCUAGGAUACCAAUCUAAAAGGUUCAAGAUAUCUAGGACAUCCUGACACAGCCCAGCCCUUUAACUUUAAAGCUAUUGAGGCUCAUUCACAUAACAUGGUACAUAGUUAUAUUGUUAGACAAAAUGUUUCAUAAUAUGUGAUUAAUGAUUAUGAAUAAAGUAUAUAAUUUGUAAGGGAUGUAAUAAAAUUCUUAUUUAUAAGGUAUCUAAGAAAAGUACUGAGCUGUGAUAAGUAACAAUUUAUUUUGAUAUUAAUGUUCAUUUAAUAAACUAGACUUUAUGCACUUA